Haliotis rufescens (red abalone) is the source of this 15443-nucleotide messenger RNA. RefSeq names its product helicase with zinc finger domain 2-like. The transcript has 31 exons. Gene Ontology annotation, molecular function: 5'-3' DNA helicase activity; RNA binding; RNA nuclease activity. Bases 157 to 11577 code for a protein of 3806 amino acids. The record is from RefSeq and is a predicted model, not a curated record. NCBI's taxonomy places the organism in Eukaryota, Metazoa, Mollusca, Gastropoda, Lepetellida, Haliotidae.
CCGACUCCGCAGUGAUACAUAUUUUCACUUUUACCCGAAAUGUCUUUUGAUGGAGGAAGCGACAGGGCAUGUGUGCGUGCCGACGAUUAAUCUUUUAACUUGAUCAUUUCAUACUUUUUCGUCAAAUUGGCCGAAUAAGAAAGCAAGUGGGCGGCCAUGGACCCGUCGUGGUCUAAUGGUGGGAAGCCACCAGAUGAAAGUAUAGCCAGAGAUCAAAGAAAAGCAAGAAUUCAGCCAUUUUGGGAGGACCUAAGCGAUGACAAGGAACCUCGGACAACCAAGCCGGCCCUGCUGCAGCUGAUGCAGGACCUGAAGGAUGAGGGGAACACCCUGUUCAAGGAGACCAUGUAUGACCUGGCCUGGAUGCACUACCGCAACGCUCUGUUUGUGGCGAGGAUGCUGGAGAUGAGGUUCUACUAUGAAGUGAAGAAGGAUUUCAUCUCAACUCUCUUUUCUAACAGAGCCCUGUGUUGCUUGAAAAAGGAAUUGUAUGAAGAGGCCGUGGCCGACUGUGAUUCAGCUAUUAGAACUCAACCCACCAAUCUGAAAGCUUACUACCGCAAGGUGCAGGCUCUCAAAGCUCUUCAGAAGUACCAGGAUGCACUGCAGCUGGCACGGACUGGAUAUGCAAAACAGCCUGCAGUGUUCAAGGAUUUGCUUGACGAGCUGCAGGUCUUGUGUCAGCAACCGUCCCCAGAUGCACCAAGGAAGACAUCGCAGGUGUCCAUCAAUGAUGCAAAACCUUCCGUCAAGAAGGACGCUGAUAAUGAGUGGCUUAGGGGCACAAAUGCCUUGAAAGCAGAAAAGCAAAGAGAAGCAGCAGUGGCAAAGAUGCCGAAGAAAAAGAAAGCUAACAAGACGAAUGGUGUGAAGAGUGCCCCUGUGCCUGCCCCCGCCCCCGCCCCUGCCCACACAGUGGAGAAGGAGAGUAGCACGGAGGAAUCGGAUGCAGACUCAAGUGACCUUGGGGAGGAUGAGAAGUUUGUGAAGCAGUUUCAGAGUGUGCGGACCAAUGUAAAAAAAGCCCCCCCAUUUAAGAUCACCCAGCCUAAAGUGCCUAAGGAGGAGGAGGCGUGGGCGUUCCCGCACUCCCCCGACACAGGCGUAGACAUGGUGCCCUUCGACGGCUUCAGGAAGGUGGGCCCAAUAGGUUCCAAGGCUGCUGCAGUUGUUCCGACCAUGGGAUUAGAUGAUUUUAAGGCUCCAGGGACAGUAGGUGAGACCCGUGCAGCCUCCGUUUCCCGUGCCAGCCCAGACAGAAGAUCUCCCAAACCUGUUGCUAAACCACCUCAGAUCGAAAUAGACUGGCCACUCAAAGAUGAGUUUGACUUUAAGUUGGCAUGUAAACUGUGUUUCCAGAAGUUUGGCGAUGGAGUCAAGGGUUACUCUUAUAACCCCCACACACACAGCUGCAUGAAGAACUUUUUCUUAAUUCGACUCAAGGAUAAGGAGACCUUAAACUGGUUGAGAGUUCGCCCUCGAGCCGAGUCACAGAUCCAUCGCAAUGCCAGCUACAAGAUCUGCCAGCAGUUUCAGAACUCCGAGCCGUGUCGUGUUGGGGAAGAACGCUGUACGUUCCCACAUCACCAGCCCGAGGCUCGACUCUGGGCCAUGGACCGGGACGGCAAGUUCAUCAUCGUGGAGUUUGUGGAGCAUCUUAAAAAGAUUGGAGUCGACACCAGCAUUGGCCGAGUGCCCGCAUCGUCAGUGACUGACCUCCGCCAGAAGCAGCUGAUCCCAGGCAUGAACUACCAGAAGGCUCCCCCGACAGGUCCGAUGAAACCACAAGUGCCUGCUGGCCCCGUCCACAUUCCCCCAGCAACAGCCCCGCCUCCACGUCCGCACUCACCCCAGAAAGCUAAACAACCUGUGUUUGGUACACCACUCACUCCAGGCAGUGUUAAAGUUCCAGAAAAGCUACCCCCAACAAUUCAUCAUCCGCCACCCAACUUUUCAGUUCCACCUCCCAACAUGCGAGUGCCCCCUCCCAAUAUGACAAGUCCUGUUGCCUACACCCCCCCAGAAGAAUACCGACUCCCCACACCUGCACAUCCAGACGGAGAUGCAGGCUCGAUGGUUAAGAUGGAUAAUCCUAUCACUGACACCCAUGAGUUCAAAGUUAUGUGUAAGAUGUGCCUGUGCUACAACAACAUCCCGGGCCGUUACAUCUACAGCCCCCACCCCCAUUUGUGUGAAGAGAACCUCCUCGCCAUGAGGGGCAGGCAGGGAAACAGUCCCUGGUUCCGGGUGCGGGAGCGGAAGAACCACCGUGAAUUCCCUGGGAACUAUGUCAUCUGUAACAGUGUCACUUACAAUAGGCUGGAAUGGUGUCACUACGGAGAGGAAAACUGCAGCUUUGCCCACAACAUCAUUGAACAGAUAUUGUGGACUCUUGAAAAAGAUGGAGGCAAUUUUAAUGUCACCGAGUUCAUCAUGCAGAACAGAUCUUCAAGUAAGAACAGGGGCUUCUCACUCAAUGAAAUUCUCUCCAAACACGGCGGUUACUUCAGCUUCAUCUGCCGCAACUGCUACUACAGCCAGCCCCCAAUGAUUGCCACUGAAGGUGGUAGUGGAUUCUGCAUAGGAAUGUUUAAACAUCUAUGGCAGUCGGGCUCAGUUCUGGCUCACUUUGCUCCAGAUGGCGCCGUCACAGUCAUUAACAGCAGAGGAUUCCUACACAAAACAGCAUUCUUUAAAAUAUGCAGAUGGCUCCAUUUCUGCCGGAACUUGCUUUUGGGAACCUGUCGUUUCGCACACAGCAUGGUGGAGCGAGAUGUGUGGAUGCUGGAGAGGGAUACUGGGUUGAGCAGGAAGGAGAUUGUCCAGGAGUCUGACAUCUUGACCAGCCGCGGCUAUACAGAAGCGCCUCCACCACCUGGGCUUGCUGCAGACACACGACGACCACCACCACAAACAACAUCAGCAGCUCAGACCAGGAUUGCAGCACCAACAACACCGCCACCGACAGCAGGGUCCGGUGACUGCCCUUACAACGUUCAGAUCAUCUGUGGAACAUGCUGGAAGAAAGGAGCUAGAAACCCCCAAGAUGGAACCAAGGACAGAUGCAGCAAGGGACACAACCUGUGGCACCAGAUCAGGAUCUUCCUGGUUCUGCCAAGCUUGAAAGAGAUUCGGGCUCUUCCAAGGAAGAUUCCCACCAACUUCCACUUCAUCAUCUGCAAGUAUGUGAAAGAGAAGAAGUGUGACUACAACUUGGGAGGGCCGUGUCAGUUUGCCCACGGGGAGGAGGAACUGGAGAUCUGGAGGUGGAUGUGCAAGAAUAAAGUGAGAACUCUGGAUGAUCUUGCUGAGGUGUCUCGCAAGGCUCAGCUUGCCCGUGCUCCCAAACCAGCCAUCACCCAGGGUGAGUCUGUGGUGUCCGUGCAGAAAGCUGCAGCCCGCGUCAUGGCUCCCUCCGACCUCAACUUCAACCCCCACUACUGCCAGUACUGCGGCAUACAGUCCAACAGUGAGAAGCAGUGGGACAACCACUGCGCCUCGGAGCGGCACAUGUUCAACGUCAACUCCGACAAGGAUCACCAGUGGAACCAUCGACAGCCUCCCUGGGGAAUACCCUCCUCCAGCUAUGACCUCUGCUCAAAACACGUGAAUGGGGAGAGGUGCCAGUACUCGCAUGUCCCGGAGAUGUACAACCUGUGUAACUACGCCCACUCGGAGGAGGAACUGGACGAGUGGAAGGAGCGCUACGAGUGGCGGCAGAUGAAGCGUGAAAUGGCCAAGAAACAGAAGGUCUUCUCCUACAUGGAUCAACUGCUGGAGAAGUAUGAAACAUCCGACUCCGGGAUCGCUGUUAUGUCAGAGGAUAUUGACGGUGUGACAGUCACCCCGCCCAUGGAGUCGAUGAAUGUGUACAGAGAAGAUAAGCAUUCUUCGCUUGUCUGGACAUACAUCAUCAGGUCGAUUAAUCCCCUUCUGAAGGUGGCCCUACUGUACAACCGAGACAGACUUCACUUCUCCAUCUGCUCACAAGAUAACAAGACACACCAGAUUGCCCCGGGGGACACGUUCGAGGAUGUGGAUGCCAAAGGGAUGGCUUGCUAUAGAGUUGACAUCAAGUUCACUGGCGGCAUGUUCGGCUCUUUCAGCCAGUGGGUCAUCUUCGACUUCGGCUCCGAGCCGGUGCUGGUGAGGAAGAUGUCGGUGGAGGUUGGUCAUCAGAGGAUCCAUGAACAGGUACACUACCUCCGACAGAAGCUGGCGUUUGACCAAUGGACCAGUCUCAAUCGGGAAAUCAUACGUCCAGGCAACAACUCUCUGGAUCCAUUCAGCGAACAGCUGCUGAGGAAAUACAAGGAGCCAAGUUCAACGGAACAGGUGGUCACCCAGAACAGCAUUAUUGCAGAGCUCAACCGUAACAACUACAUCCACAAGAUGCACAAGCUGCUGGAACUGGAGGAGAUGACGAGGCAUCGCAUCAUAUCCAGCUAUAAUCUCCGUACUGAAGUUGAAAUCAUCAAUCAAAUAGAAGACAAGUGUGCCAUCUACCCCCGACCAGGGGAAAUGUUCGGUAGAGUGCAUCUCACAGAGAAUCUGACAGAAGACACAAACGCGGGCAAGCUCAUCCUGACCAGUGUGAAGAAGGUUCUGAUGGCUCCAGUCAACGACAGCAAGAAAACUGUCUACGAGGCCAGCAUCGUGCGCGAGGACAACUUCAACUACGACGGCCGAGGCAAGGAGUACAUCUACCUGUGCAUUCCGCCUGUGUGUGCCAAGGGGCUGAAGAUCAUGCCGGAGAUGAAGCUGGAGCUGGAGAUCCAGUUCCAGAUGUUCCGCCUCCACUUCUGCCGCAUGCACUUCGCCAUCGACUGCCUCAAGAACACAGACAUUGUGUUCCCCGACUUCAUCCAGCUCAGUCCCGACUGGAAUGAGCAGCACGUGCUCAAGAUCAGUUCUAAGAUCUUGAACGAUGACCAGAUGGCAGCUGUGAAACACAUCGUAGCUGAACGCACAAGCUACACACCACCCUUCAUCAUGUUCGGUCCGUUCGGCACCGGCAAGACGGAAACACUGGCCCAGGCAGCGAUGGUACUCUUAAAGGAGCGAAAAGAGACAAAAAUUCUCAUCUGUGCGCAAUCCAACAGUGCUGCGGAUCUGUACAUCGUGAAGCACCUGGACCCCUUCCUGCGGAGGACUGGCCCCAUCAGCCUCCGCCGCAUCUACAUCAAGGAGAGGCGAGUGAACACCGUGCCACCCGAGGUCCAGAAGUACUGCAUCUUCAACCCUGAAAACACCGCCUUCGAAAUCCCCUCCAAGGAGGACAUCAUGAGCCACAGGAUUGUCAUCACUACCGUAGAGACAUCACUGCAGCUCACCAAGCUCGGCCUUCAGGGUUACUUCACACACAUAUUCGUUGAUGAAGCUGCACAGGCGCUGGAGUGUGAGACAAUCAUGCCGCUGUCCCUGGCGACUGAAAAGACCUGCAUCGUGUUGACGGGAGACCACAUGCAGAUAAGCCCCAAAGUCUAUAGCCCAGAGGCAAGACAGCUUGGCUUCCACACCUCGCUGUUGGAACGAUUGUAUGCAUAUUAUGAGAGCCUCUCGGGCAGGAUUGCCAACAAAUCCAGCAACCCACUGAACAUAUUUCUCAGCAGCAACUACCGGACUAAGAUGGAGAUCCUUCGCUUCAUCUCUGCUAUCUUCUAUGGGGGACCAGAUAGCCUCAAGGCAAUGGGUGUUGUCCCGUCUGUGGUGGAGCUGACGCCGCUGGUGUUCUACGUGGUGCAGGGACGGGAGAUCCAGGACUCGGACAGCACGUCCUACUACAACAUGUCGGAGGUGGAGGAGAUCGUGGAGAGGGUGGAGGACCUCUACAACAACUGGCCCACCGAGUGGGGGGAGAGGGCAGCACAGGAGAUCGAAGUCGUCACCCCAUAUUAUGACCAGGUUGUUCUGAUCAGACACACGUUGAGGAAGCGGAGGCCAGAGCUGCGGAGAAUCAGCGUGGACACAAUCCACAAUGUUCAAGGGAAAGAGUUCCGAGCCCUGUUCAUCAGUACCUGCAGGACUCGGCAUCUUCUGGAGUCCAGCCACAUGGCCAACCUCCUCAAGUCCUCGGAGUGUGAUGGUGACAUCGGGGACUUCGGUUUCCUGUCAGACCCCAAGCUGCUGAACACAGCCCUGACCCGGGCCAAGUCGUAUGUGUGUGUGGUGGGUGACCCAGUCGCCUUGUGUGCAAUCGGAGAGUGUGUCCAAGUAUGGAGGACAUACCUGAAGCACUGCUCCAACAUGAAGAGUCUGUAUCCGCCAUCAAUCACGUACGACUCCAUCAAGAGCCAGGUCCUCAACCUGCAGAUGUCGCCCAUGGGGCUGAGGUUGACAGAGAUAACAGAACUGAGUCGUAACGCCAGCAUCAUGCAAAGGGCGUCACUGUCUGAAGCACGGGGAGAAAAGGAUUCAAAGGCCUGGCAAAACAAGAAUGGACCUGGUUCUAUAUCAUCUCAGCCAACUACACCAUCCCCUCAGCCAGUGCCGCCAUCACAACAGCCUUCCCAGCAAUCACGGUCCUCUCCAGUUGCCCCAAAACCAGUUGCACCACAACCUUUAAGACCUCUGGGGACAAAUGGCUUCAUGCCUCAACCACCUCCACUGAAGCAAUUCAGCAAACAGGUGCCUGCUUCUGGGGACAAGCAAGCUGUCUCUCUUGAAUCUGAUGACAUCAUCAAGCAGAUUGCCGCCGACGGUAGAGAUGGAAGUCAUCUAAACAUGGCGUGCAUCAGGGUGAAGGAAUCCAGGGGUCAUGCUGUCUUGCAUUAUGAUACCAACUGGGCCCAGGAGAAGAGGGGACUUCAGUCGGAUGAGGAUCAGGAUUCGGACACAGCAUUGCUGAAUGAAGAGCAGGGACAGAGGAAUGUCUUAAAGCACUAUGACACAGCCCAGCUGAGAAGCCUGAUCCAGAGCAAGCCUGACAGGUACAAGCACUGUGUGCUUCAUAUUGAAUCCUCCAGGAAGAUGUUUGCCAGAGUAAUCGACUACACCUCUCCCAUCCACCAGAUGAAGCUGAGCAGUCGCAGACACUGUGGUCAAGCCUUCAACAAUGACGAGGUGGUUGUAGAGGUUUUGGAACAUGAAGAGGAACAUCAUGAAGUCCAUGGGCAAGUGGUUGGAAUUCUUCGACGUGCCAUCGACCCCAGGGAUAAAUCCUUUGUUUGCAGUGUUGAAGCCAGUAAUACCGGGGUCCUGAUACCCAUCAACAGGGGCAUUCCUAGGAUCUAUAACUUGACGACCCCGACACAGGCACAGCUGGCGUCAACUGAACAGGUCUGUGUGUACAGGUUGACACAAGACCAAAAGGUGGAGUUCUCCCAUUUUGAAUCAAUCAAUCCAUGCGAUUCGUCUGGGAAAUUGUUCCUUGUACGUUAUUUAAAGUGGGACCUGUCUUUCUACUGUCCAUUUGGCAUUGUGAUUGGGGUCCUUCCAGCAGGCAGGGCUCUGGACACGGGGAUGAAGGUGCUGGAUCUGGAACACAGCAUCACACAGAGCUACCCAAGGGAGGUGGAGGAUGAGGUGAUUGCGAUGUACCACAACUACUACCUUCCACAAGAGGUGUACUCUUCAAGAGCCGACCUGACUGAUAGGUGGUGCUUCACAGUGAACCGGCCGUCAUCACAGGACCUGGAUCAGGCUAUAAGCAUAGAACAGACAGCCGAUGGAAUGUAUGAGGUCGGUAUGCACACCUCAGAUGUUGCCUUCUUCCUGCAUCAGGGCUCCAGUGUAGAUGAAGAGGCUCAACGCAGAGGAACAUCCUUCUUUCCUCUCAGCACAGAUCCACUUCAUAUGUUACCCAAUAGGCUUAGUACAGAUCUUUGUAGCAUCAAACCUAAUGAAGACAGAUUGACUUUGUCAAUUUUCAUGACUGUUAACGGAUCCGGAGAGAUCACAAAAGUAGACAUGAAAAAAUGCAUCAUCAACUCCAAGAAGAGGUUCUCCUUUAGAGAAACGGAAGAAAUUCUUCACAAUUCAGAGGGUGCCCAGACCGACUACUUCACAAGCUGCAUGGUGGUGCUGUACCAGGUUGCGUUGCUAUGGCGCCGGAACAGGCUGGGGAAUGAUUACCUGUGUGUGAGCCUGGAAGGAUCCAACAAGCUGACUCCGAAAGCUCAUCUGUUGAUGGAGGAGCUAGGCAUCACAGCCAACCAGCAAGUUGCAAAGAUCUUGUUGACUGCGUAUCCCCAAGCUACACCCUUGAAAUGCCAGGGGCCUAUGAACCAGCAGCUAUCUGAUGAAUGGAAAGAGAAGCAUGCUACUGAUGCUAUCAAUACUGUGGCCCUGACCAAACCUUUCUUGGAUGGAAACAGAAUCUGUAAGUGUAGAGUAGCUUGUACUUGCAUCUUCAGCUACAUCAGACAGAGGGGAAUCCAAGCUCAAGGGACAUUUGAUAUUGUGAAGGGUCUGUGGAAGACCUUAUGCUCUGCAGCUGACACAGGGAACUAUGAGCUUGUGCAGCAGCUGAUAGUAUCUCCAGAAAACCAUCCUCAACUUGCAAUAGCUCAGGCGGAGCUGUCCAGAAUCCAGGAAUCUACCUAUUAUGCAUGUUCAGCUGAUGUCAGUUCUGAUAAACAGGGACACUAUUCGCUCAAUGUUACCCCCUACUCCUCCUUCACAAACCCUCUCAGAAGCUACGUGGACAUUGUUGUCCAGAGGCUGAUGUCGGCCAGGAUAGACAACAUGGCCUGUCCAUACAGUAAGCUGGACAUUCAGAGUCUGUGCAGUCAGUGCAAUAGCGCCGUCAGCAAUGAACAUAACUACUAUCAGGCAAUGCUGUCCCUCCACCUGGCAGCUGCCCUGAGGAAGAAGCCACUUGUUAUGUACCCUGUAGUGGAGAAGGUAGACGACUCGGCAGUCACCCUGCUCUUCCCUACGAUCAAGGAUGUUCCUGUCAAGGAGAAGAACAUCCAGAUAGUCCACCUUGGUCCAAGCGACAAGCCUGAAGUGUCCGAGGAUCCUGUAGAGGUGAAGGUCAAAUGGCAGGAAAGGAUCUACGACACUGCUGGACCAAUCAUGAACCAGUUGCAGGUAGAGCGAGGUAAGGAAUUGGACCCGGACAAAUUUGUGAACAAGGUUCCUGCCUUCCACUGGCAGCGUCUCCUCAAUGCGAUCAGAGAGGAGGAUUUCUCCAAGCUUCAGACAAUGGUGUCAUCUGUCCGGGAACAGGUGGAGAGUAUCAUUCCAGAAGGUCACUUUGCUGAGGAUGUUUCAUCCGAAAAUUCUAGAAACAGAAACACUAACGACUUCGUAGAUUUCUCUCUCAAGAUGCAUCCUAGUAUGAUAAUGUGUGUUCAGAUAGCCACAGAAGUUAACAAAGGUCUCCUGACCCCGACGGUUCAGCUGCUUCAUCUGACCCCAAGACUUGACAUUUGUCUGGAACAUCGCACAUCACCCAUGAAAUGCUUCACCAGUAACACUGCCAAGCCUGCGUCCCGAGCCACCUACAGCAGUGAAGGGGAGUAUCAGCAGUGUUGGCUGCCCGUCAUUGGGAUGGAGGCUGCUACCCGGGCAGUUCAGAGCCAGGAGAGCAUCAUAGUACAUAAUGUAAGUGUGGAAUGGAGGCCUGCAUCUUCAGCAUCUUACUCAGGCAAGAUAACCCUCCCUGUAAGCUUCUGUAAGGAGAGGAAGAUCAAGUUCUCGGGGGAUGUCCAGUUCGAAGGCCUGCUUGAUAAGAAUAGCACAUUAGCACAGAGCUUCUUCCAGGACUUCAUGUGUGUGAGAUACAAGAACCUUCAGCUGCCCCCCGAUGGGACUCUGCAGGAAGAUGUGUCUGUUCUGGUAAACACUCCUGAGCCAGUGACGUGGGUCGGACAUUGUCGUGUCCGGGGCAUGGAGCGAGUCAUGCAGGAGCAGGUGCAGGUGCAGGUGGACCUCAACCAGAGCAAUAUGGUGCUGCCGGACAGACUGCUGGGGCCUGAGGGAGCCAGGAUGAAGUGUACAGUGGAGUGGAUUGCCAAGACUCCUCAAGACAGGCACACCGAGUAUGCACUGAGAUGUCUGGAUGGGGCAGCCGACCUAGCUCGGGCUAUUGCCACUGGAAGGAAGCCAGUAGACAACAAUCGUUUUGCUGAUGUGGAUGUCUUAUCUCAGAUGGCGUCCACACCCCUUCAGCCUCCCAACCAGGCCCAGCAUCGAGCCACCCAGGAAGCCCUCCGUCAGCCCCUCACAGUCAUCCAGGGGCCCCCCGGCACAGGGAAGACCCUCACAGGAGCCAGGCUGGCGUAUCAGUUCUGUCAGCGCAAUAAGAAAAGUCCGAACACUCCAGCACAGGUCCUCAUCUGUGGGCCUACUAAUAAAUCACUUGAUGUUGUUGCAGCUUAUCUACUGAGUAUGGGUCCCAGGUGCCCUCGUCUUGUACAUGUGUAUAGUGAGAAAUUAGAGCGUAGAGAUUACCCGCUCCCACGAGACCCUAUCGCCCCUAAGAAGCGCAAGCCAUCCGAAGUGUGUGUUGAUCCACAUAUUAAAGGAAUAGCUCUCCAUGAGCUCAUCCGCCAGCCUGCCAAUCAGUACAGUCAGCGCAUACAGGAGUUAGAUACGUUGUUUGGGCUUUACCCUGACGACAUAAGUGAUGAUCAGAUCGAUGAAUACCUGAAGCUAAUUACUGCAGCAUCCGCAGCGGAACUGCAGCAGGCGGAGAUUCUUCUGGCUACGUGUUCCGCCAGUGCAAGACAUAAGAUGAACUGGGGCUCAAAUGUACAGCAGAUUAUCAUUGACGAGUGUGGCAUGUGCACGGAGCCGGAAGCCAUGAUCCCAAUUAUCCUCUUCCAAGAUGUAAAACAAGUAGUCCUGAUCGGGGACCAUCGCCAACUUCAGCCACCGGUCAAGGAGGUGGCCGCUAAACAACUAGGUCUCAAUAAAUCACUGUUUGAACGAUACGCCCCGAAAGCACUCAUGUUAUCUACACAGUAUCGUAUGCAUGAAGGGAUAGCGGAGUUCCCAUCUCGUUACUUCUACUCUGACCGCCUGGAAUGUGGCACUUCAGCUCAGCUUAACCCCGCCCCCAUGUCAAUCUGGCCUAACGGUAGAAACCAGCCAGUCACCUUCUGCCAUGUUGCGGGCACCGAGGACUCACAGACAGCUGCUGCCAACGGCAUCGGCACUCAGUCCAAGAUCAAUGAACGGGAAGUCCAUUACGCUGUAACUAUCGCCACUAGCUUAGUUAGCCGGUACAGAGUGAGUGAGUCUGAUAUCGUCGUAUUAUCACAACACCCUGCCCAGUGUGCCACUAUUCAGAGAAAACUGCAACUGAAAGGACUUCGCAAAAUUACAGUCUGCACAGUUCUAGCUAGUCAAGGUAGAGAAUGGGACUAUGUUAUAAUGUCAACCGUGAGAUCGAUGCCUAAAUGUCAGGUAGAACGCCAACCUACUAGUGGCUGGAUUUGCCGCAACCUGGGAGCACUUGCAGACCAACACCAAAUUAAUGUGGCAAUCACACGAGCUAGAAAAGGACUUGUGCUUAUUGGUAACAAGUACCUGCUUCAGUGUGACCCCUUGUGGCGAGAACUUCUCAGAGAUUACAGAAACAAACAGAAGAUACUUGAUGCUGAUGAUUUUGUUCGUCUAUUGGCUUAAAUCUGAGAUAACCAGAUAAAAUGGUUAAUUUACCGAGAUGAUACUAAGUUGAAACAAAGACGAUGUAGGAGACAACGAUGAUGAUGACGACAACGAGAAGUGGAUGUUAAGGGUCCAGGAGGACAUCCUGACACGACCUGUUGUAGUGGAUAAUGUGCAUGAUUAUAACCAGCUUUAUGUUUGACUGUCUUGCCAAUAACGCAAACAGAUUACCCUUACCUUAGCCUCAUAGUCUUAUCUUUACCUUGGUGCAGGGUUUGCAGGACGUUCAGUUUCGUUGAAUGUUUUUCAAGUUAUCGUUGACAAUAAUAAUGAUUAUGAUUGAAUUAUAUUAUUUACAUAGUUCAGACAUGCUUUGUUUUUCUGCAUUAGUAUGAAAUGAUUAAUGUUAUUUGUGUGUAUAUAUAUUAAUAUUGUGCAUAUAUUUGGCGAUACUGUCAAACCUGAGACAAACAUACGAAUGAUCUAGCUCGCAAUAUUAGUAGUUAAUGUGAAUAUAUUAGUUAAAUAACUUUUGCUGUGAACGUCUAAGAAUUCACCAUUUUUAACCAGAUGCAGCCAGUGUGUGUUGAACUUGGUCCUGGGCCCACUUGCACAAAACGAUCUUAGCGCUAAGACUAUUGUAAGCCUAUGUUAAAGUAUGGGAGUUACGAUCAUCUUAGUGCUAAGUUCGCUUUGUGCAAGUGGGUCCAGGUCCACAAAGUCAUUUUAGUCAAAAGUCCCCGUCUGUAACAUAGACUCAUGGGUGCUGUGCUAAGAUUGCUUUUUUGGACUGGGCCCAGGCUCUGUGUUUCUAAGUGAGAGCUGCAUUUGUCUUAUGUCAUUGUAUCAACGUUCUUUAAUCAUAAACGUAACAAAAGAAGUAAGCUGGAGCUGAUAUUUGUAAGAAAUGUUAUAAAGGUACUAGAUAUACGUAAGACAGUUUCUUUUGGUGCCUUGUAUGGUGCCUAUGAACAAAGAGAACCAUUUUCAUAUGGUUAGCGUUUUUCUCGGGUUUCACAGAAGUAUCUUGGACGCACACAUAUUUCCACUGGAUGUCACAGCUAACAUCUUAGUUUUCUGUGUAAUGGAAGUGCAGUAAAAAUGUUUUAAGUUUAUUCAAAAGCAAAUGGCAUGGAGUUUUGGCUGUAAUGAUUCACUAUGUUUUGAUGCAUCGCAUAACUUUCACGAUACAAGUACUGUGUCAAUACACGUCAGUACCUGUAUGCAUAAAAGGGUCGUAAAGUAUGGUUUUCUGAUGGCAUGUGCGAGACUUGACAAACCACAGUUUAGUUGACACACGUUUCCUAAGUACAAGUUUGGUCUCUCAUUGUUCCAAUUCCUGAUAGGCAUUACAUGACCGGGUAAUCAAAGUGUUUACUUACAGCCCUAAUGGAGAUUGAGCACUGGUCAGUUGGGCCAUAUGCAGUACAAUUAUUUGUAUUCCUACAAAUACACUCUAUACAAUGGUAUCACUUGGUCUGCGGAGACUUUAGAUCAACACACGCUGCUGCAUUGUAGGUUCAUGAGUCUGGAAAGGGAAAGGUUUCCUGCCAACUAUUCAUGGGUCUUAAGUGCUCAGAGACUGAGGACGUGUGACAGUACUAUAUCAGAUAGAGAAAGGAACAGCUUCACUCUGCCUUUUGUUCUGUACUUUUACUUAAGAAAUAAACGAAGAAUGGGAGUUGUUUGUCGUACAAUAAAAUACUGCAGGGAGAAUAAACAAUGAGGGGUGCAGCUCAGAGACUUUUAUUGUGUGAUAAACAACGACCACGAGUCGUUUAUUUCUUAUGAGAUAUCAACUUUAUGUACAGCCUCUUUAAGGAUGUUAAUAAAAAAACGUACAAGUUUUAAAAAUAUUUACCUAAAUUUUAACAAUGAUGACUCCCUGAAUGGAAUCCGUACUCGGAAAUGUCGGACAAAUCCGUUUUACGAGGAGUUGGGUUAAACUUGGUAUUUCCCACAUAUUCUCACAAUCCUCCUGUCAAUUACCGGUAUCUGUACCUUUUCUCCUGUCAUAUCUCUCCCACUUGUGAAUGCGAUCGUUCGACCACUGUGUUUAUCUGCGUAGCCCAGCUACAUCUAUUGGGAACAACUUUAAUACCAGACAGUUCCCUCUCAAAAACAACGUCAUCCAAAAUAUGACGUCAUCAAGUUGCGAGCUCAUAUUCAAAUCACCAGAAAAGAUAGAACAAUGUUUUAUUGUGAAAUAAACCACGCUUCAUUCUUCAUUGCAAUUUAUCGCAUAGCUAUCUUAUAUACCUUGAUAAAGUACUGUUACUGUCCUCCGUUACAGAUAACCUGUGCAUAAUUUCCAAUAUUUCUAUAAAAAAAUUGAAUAUGGUCAUACAGAACAGUUUACAAACAUGUUAAUAAUAUUGUCUAUGCUGGAGAAUACACUAGCUAUUGUUUUUUUGUGGCCUGUGGAAAUAUGUAUUGUCAAUUGGUGUUAACGAUGAGCAUGUUACCUCUGUAUAUAUAUAAAAUAUAUUAAAAGGAUUAUUAUGUUGGUCAAGCUGGACUAUUUCCUAUAAGUGAUAUAUGCAUGUGAACUGAGUUUGAGUUUUCUGAAUAUAAGGGAUUAGAUAGCUUUAGAAGUGGAACGUAAAAAUGUCAAGUCCCCAAAGUAAGAAGUUAAUUCAUCAGUAUAUACUGUCCUCGACAUGGUAAAAAGUAAUACUUUGUACAUAAUAUGCAUUGUCCACUGAUUAUAGUCACAAGGAAAAAUCUUAAAUAUUCUGUUCCUUUUUAUUAUUUCACGGAAUGAUACUUCGAUUUGUUUGAUAAGACUUACACUACUCAAAAAAAGUUAGGGACCACCCGAUACUUUUAUAUUACUAUAGUUAAUAAGUCAUUCCAUGACAGGUUGACUAUAGUAAUAUGACAGUAACUAUAGUAAUAUGAAAGAAUCAAGCAGUCCUUACCGUUUUUUUACUAGUAUAGUAUGUUCUUUCCAGUACGAUGGAAAUUUAAAAUAGGUGGGGGCAUCACCUCUUUCCUUGUUCAGAUAAUAGUAUCGUUUUGAAACAGGGUUGAGAAACAUGCCUUGUGUUUGUUGUUGAACAAGCUUGCACAAAAUCAUGCAUAAGACAAGGAGUACAUUGUAAAGUCAAUGCAUUAUAUCCAAGAUCUGCAUUAUAACUAUAACUAGUAGUAGCUAUAGUAUAUGUAGUAUGUUGUGACUACAUAUUACCAAUGCAUAAUAGCAGUUUAAAGACGUUGUAAAAGUUCCAAGUCUCCGAGAUGGAUACGGUUAUUGAUGAUGUACAUAAUAUGCUUGCUGCUAAUAGAAAGUGUAUUUUUGAGAGGACAAGUUUAGUCUCUCAGUUAUUUGUGACUUAGAUACUUGGUUGACUAUGACUGAUGAUUGAAGAUACUUCAUGUUGAAGUUGUCAAUAUUUUCCCAAACGUGAUAAAUCUCCUGCUGCCUAUUAACCAAAGUGCCUAUUUUGUUGUACUAUGUGUAUGAAGCUGUUGUAUUUUGUUUUACUAUGUGUAUGAAGCUGUUGUAUUUUGUUGUAUCUUUCAUUAGUAUGUACAUUGUCCUGGCUUCAUUAUUGGGCAAUCAGACACAUAAACUUCCUAGUUUUCAUGAUUCCAUAUCAGUUUUCCUCCCCAUGACCAUCUGUGUAGAACAACAAGGACUAGAUCCAACUAUUAUCAAAAUGUAAUCUCUUGUGAAUUGUUUCAUGUUUUUCAGUAGCACCAGUUCUCGCUUAACAAGCACUGUCCGCAGUUUGAACACAUGCUACUGAUCAUACCUGUGUGUAGAACGUGAUUGGAUACUGUUGUGUGGAGAGGCUGCAAGCCAAUAUCUUUAUUUUCUGUAUAUUCAUAUAUAAUCUCUUUUAGUGUUGUUUUGGUAAGGAAUAAACCAUAAAACGCCA